This is a messenger RNA of Galdieria sulphuraria, 1761 nucleotides long. RefSeq lists its product as uncharacterized. NCBI's taxonomy places the organism in Eukaryota, Rhodophyta, Bangiophyceae, Galdieriales, Galdieriaceae. The coding region runs from base 24 to 1700 and encodes 558 amino acids. The transcript is spliced from 5 exons. The record is from RefSeq and is a predicted model, not a curated record.
AACGAUUGCCAACUAGCAUUGAUAUGUCCAACCCAGCCUUUACAGAGUCCCUGGUGUUACAACGUAUUCGAGCACUAGGUGUAGAUGACUCAAGCCACAAAGGUCAAUGUCAGGAACAGGAGGACUUUCAAGACAAUGUUGUCCAACAAAGUUUCGAAGCCAAGAAAAGUGUCUUUAUGAAACCCAACAAUGCCAAAACUGACGAACCUGACUGUACUACCCACAACAAUAGUGAUACUCUUACUAUUGAACGCGUUCGGUCUCAGCAACCUUCAUCGGGAGAUGGAAAGAGUAGCAAGGAUAUAGCGUCAAGUAUUCGGGUGUUCGAGUCCAAAGGCCAAGUAGAUUCAGUUCUUGAUAAAAGUAUCAUAGUGAAUGAUAUAAGAAAAACGUUUGAACAGAAGAGCCUCGAACCAGCAAAGGACUCUAAGGUAUCCAAAAGGAUCCAAGAAUUGUCUGGAGACAGGCAAGUUGAUCGGUCACAAGUUCAGCAGUUGGCAUCGAGAUUGGAAACCAAACAGAAAUCAGAAACAGAGAAACCAGUUCAUUCUACGCUUACAAAGUUGAAGGAGAAGUUUGAAGCUAGUAGCAGUGGUAGUUCAAGUGGUCCGAACAUAGCAGGAAGUCAACUUUCAAAGGCCUUGGCACAAAAAGGUUAUGUAAUGGAAACCAGCAAACUGUUUGGAGGAGCAGCGGUGUUUACAUUUUCUGGCGUUCCCAAAUCAUCAUCCAAUGAAAGCUAUAAGAAUGCCGAUAGUAGUGACUCCAAAAGUGGUUCCAAUGUUCAGUCAAAAGUGCUCUUUUAUAUCAAGUUUCAAGAACAAAGAAAAGACGAAACUUUUUCUCCAAGAAGUGGCUCAGAAAAGGCAGAAGCCGAUAGUCAAAGAUUUUCAUCAGUUGCUGAACUUCGGGCUUUGUUUGGAACAGCUGGUAAACCGAAUCUUCAGAAAUUAUCAAAGAAGAAUCGUCAAGCAGAUAUUUCCACUAGAAAUAAUAAUGCAGAAGAGACUCAAAUCAAUCAGAGCGAUGAGAAGGAAGAAGAAGGGGAUGUCAUGUUGGAACAGGCCUUAUGUCGUCGCAUUCUUGGGAAGGAAGUUCGGAGAGCACUGAAAGACCUACUUUCACAGCAAAGAUUGGAUGCAUUGAAGUGCCAAGCUACGGAGAAAGAUAUUGAAGGCCGUGAAGUGAAACCUUUAAUCGAUGAGUUUCAACAAAGAAAGAUGGAUGAUAGUGAACAAGUUGGAGUUUUCACCAAUCGUAUGAGAAAGGGUAGACUUUCGAUGUCACCUGAAGUAGACAAGCUAAAAAAGAACGAAAGUAAUUACGCUGAACAAGCAAUGCAUGAAAUGGAAGACGAUAGUACAAAAGAACCGCAGCCAGAUGUUUUGGAAAGUGAUAAUGCAGAGCAAGAAGAAUCCCGUAAAGAAUGUGAUGAAAAUUACGAAAAGAAUAAUGUUGGUGACGAUGAAUAUAAUGAAGAAGGCUCUGGUUAUGGUUCCUAUGAGAUUGUAAUUGACCCUGACUUUGUAAGACGACGCAUUGAAGAGUUACAAGCAGGCGACGACGAUGAAAGCGACAGUGAAGAAGAUGAAGAUGACGAUGAACCUGUGCUUAUUAAGACCAAAUCGGGAAGAAUUGUAGUUGAUACCUCGCAGUAUCAAAAGAUGAGUGUCAGAAUGGCGAUGAGGAUUGCCUUUUAAGUGACUUUUUGAAAGCCCUUUAUGUUGUUCUGAGAACGUAAAUAUACAUACUUAAAUAAUU